CACGUGUGGUUUGGGAGAUGGGAAAAUUAUCUCCCUCCCGAGUCCUCACCUGAGAUAUAUAACGCGCAAGGAAGAAGGAAAGUGGGGGGGUUAGAAAAACAAAGAAAGCUUGAUUCAAAGCAAGAGAAUUUUAUUUCACUUUCAGAGUUAAAUUGUUGAAACGGAAAGUAGAAAAAUAUUUCUCUCCUCUUAUGAUUACCCAGCCAGCAUAGUUCUCUUCAUGUAGUCAUUCUCUCAAACACUUUGUAAACAAGCUAGAAAUGUGGCGAGUCAGGUUUACAAGAUCAAAACUUUAUGUUUUUUCAAUUUUUGCAAAUACCCAUUUGAAAGCAAUGCAUUUAAAACCAACCCAGUAUCAAAAUCCCAUCUUUGGGACAGUUGGAACAACAACAAAAACGAUAGCUAUUACCAACCCCUUGAAUAUUUGCUUCCCAUUUCAGUUAUCCUCUUUUUGCACUUCAAAUAUUGAUUUCCCAAGUGAAUCGAAGGUUGAAACUUUUGAUAAUGAUGAUGAUAAUGGUGAAGAUAGUGAGGAUUUUGAUGGCAAUAGUGUAAAUGGAUUGAGUUUAAGCAAUGAGGGUGUUACUCAGGAUGUGAAGGUAAUUAUGGACUUAAUCCAUGAAACAGGUAGUAAUUAUGUUGAAAUGAAGAAUAAGCUUGAGCAAUGUGGUGUAAAGGUUUCGUCUGAGUUGGUGGUGGAGGUUCUUUCUCGGGUUCGAAAUGAUUGGGAAGUGGCGUUUACAUUCUUUUCAUGGGCUGGGAAGCAGCCGAAUUAUGCUCAUUCUUUGCGUGAAUAUCAUUCAAUGAUUUCUAUUCUAGGGAAGAUGAGGAAGUUUGAUACUGCAUGGGCGUUGAUAGAUGAAAUGAGAGGAGGGCGAGCAGGGCCGUGUCUCGUGACACCACAGACUCUCUUGAUCAUGAUAAGGCGUUACUGUGCUGUGCAUGAUGUGGGAAGAGCUAUAAAUACGUUUUAUGCCUAUAAAAAGUUUAAAUUUGUUGUGGGAAUUGAGGAGUUUCAGAGUCUGUUGUCUGCCCUUUGUCGAUACAAAAAUGUGCAGGAUGCUGAGCAUCUGAUGUUUUGUAACAGGGAUGUCUUCCCGUUUAAUACCAAGAGUUUUAAUAUUAUACUGAACGGAUGGUGUAAUAUGAUUGGUAGUCCACGUGAGGCAGAGAGGGUUUGGAGGGAGAUGAGCAAGAGAGGUGUUCGACAUGAUGUUGUUUCAUAUUCAAGUGUCAUGACCUGCUACUCAAAAUCCUCUAAUCUUUACAAGGUACUGAAGCUCUUCAGCCAGAUGAAAUUAAUGGGGAUUGAACCAGAUAGGAAGGUUUACAAUGCAGUAAUCCAUGCUCUUGCAAAGGCUAGGCAUGUAAAAGAAGCUAUCAAUCUUCUGAAAACUAUGGAAGAAAAAGGUAUUGCUCCGACUGUUGUUACUUAUAAUUCACUGAUCAAGCCUCUAUGCAAAGCCCUGAAGAUAGAUGAGGCUAGACAAGUCUUUGACGAGAUGUUGCAGAGGGGCCUCUCACCUACAAUUCCAACCUACCAUGCUUUCUUUCGCAUUACAAGAAAUGGGGAAGAAGUAUUUGAGCUCUUGGAGAAGAUGAGAAAUAUGGGCUGUCAACCAUCCAAUGAUACCUAUAUCCUUCUGAUACGAAAAUUUAGUCGAUGGUGCCAGUUUGAUAAUGUCUUCAAGUUGUGGAAUGAGAUGACUGAAAAGGGAGUUGGUCAUGACCGUAGCUCAUAUAUUGUGUUGAUUCAUGGGCUAUUUUUAAAUGGAAAGCUGGAUGAAGCAUACAAAUAUUAUAUGGAGAUGAAGGAAAAGCAGUUAUUGCCGGAACCAAGGACAGAUGAGAUGCUUAAGACUUGGGUUUCUAGUAAGCAAUUGGCAGAGCGAAAAAUGGCUGAUCUGAAGAAUAACCAAUUGCUAGAUAAUCAGUUGGACAACCAAAUUAGAGUUGAAUCAAAGAAAUUUGAUCAGGAGAAAGAUUUUCUCAAGCAACCUGAAACCAGAAGAGUUGUCAGAGAAAGGGGCUUUUCGUUUUGGGAGCAAUAGGUCUGCAUGAUACCAUAAAACUCCACAUUUCGUGCUUUGUGUAUGGGAGUCUAGGCUUCAACGCUGAGAUUCCUUUGGAUACCAUCCGGUGCAUGACAUUCUCCAUCACCAACGGCAAUACAGGAUGCAUCAUCACCUUGCAACUAUUUGAUAAUACUGUCUAAUAUUGUGGUUGAGAACAUUCUUUUUGAAUCAUGAAUAACUGAUUCUGAACAUGCAUUGGUUUUGAAUUAAUUGGUUGCUACCCCUUGAAUGGCAUCUGUACAUCAACUUGAAAUGCACAUUAUCCUUUUAUGGAUGGUAAGAUGUUAUUGUGCUGCUUAUCACAACUGUUUCUGGAUCUAUAUUUGGCCUGAUUUGAGCUAUGAUUUUUCCUGUAACUAACUUAUAACUUGUGGCUACUAAGUCCUAUGGGCAUAGAGCGAGAGGGCUAGCACAAAUAUUGCUCCUGGCAAAAGAAGAAAUGGAUACCGUUUGCUAGAUAUCUUUAGCUCUACUUUUGCAAUAUUUUAGCCACGAGUGCCAAGUUUCUGGAUUCUUGCAGUUCCUUUGUCGUGAGCUCAUCACUGUCAUGCAGAUCAUACUGCUCCUAGUAGUACAACUUUCUGUAAGACAUUCUUGGCACUAAUUUUGAGUUGCAUUUUCAUAUUUUAUGCUUGGUAGCAUACCAUGAGACAAGCAGUUAGGCCUUGUUGUCUUUUGUGUCAUUUUGUUUGGCCUUGAAAGAAAAAGGUUUUAGAAAGCAUUGGAGAUGUGGAAAUUAGAAUUGCUUUGAAACCUUUCAAUGAAAGUUUGCACUACUUUUUAACUUGGAAUUAUGAAUCAUUGUGAAUGAUUCCCAGAACUCAUGAAAUUCUUUAUACUAAAUAUUUUCAUAGUAGCCACUCUUCAGGAUCUAUGAGAUGCCUAUUAUACAUAGUUCAGUAUCUCUAUAAUAUCUUUGGAUCAAUAAAAUUUCAGAUUUAUCUGAGGUAAAAAGGGAAUUUAGAUGAAGAAACCUUUUUCAAUGUGGUGGAAAUUCUUAUAAAUGAGCUAUUUAGGUUUUUAUUUUUUUUAUGCUGUUGUCUUAUAUGUGAUAUGGCCAAUCACACUAAGAUGUAUUUUAUAUGUGCCUAAGCAGUCGUUACUGGAACAUGUGGAAAUAUUCAUAAAUAAGUUCUAUUUCUGCAAGGCCUGGCUGAAACUCAUGAAACAGUGAUUCUGCUUUAGCUAAUGGCUCUCAUAUUAGAUAUAUGGUUGUGCUUGUCUACAAGUCAUCUUGACUUUACUAAGUAUUAGUCAGCCUGAUAGAUGCAAUUCUACCAUUUGUGACUCCACUGGUGAUAUGUGAAAAUUAAGAUGACAUGUAAAAAAACUUAUCAUGUGCCUAAUUAUGAAUGGAAGUGAUAUUUUUCUAACAUAAAUUACCAUUUUGUGACAAUACUUUCUUGAUUUGGCUCCACAAUUCGCAUCUCGUGUUUGUAGAAUUUUUCUGAAUAUUUGAAGAUACCCUUUAAAAAUUUCGUUGUAGCAAUUUUGUAGGAUGUAGGAAUAGACACUUUGAAGGACACGUGCAGACAGCAAUGAUAAAAAAUUUAAAAAAUACUACAAUAUUUUUUUAUUAUCUGAUUGACUUCUUGGUUUCUUUGUUGAAUAAAGUGUCCUAAUCUCUUGCUAAAUUUGUUAAGGUUGAGUACCAAUGUCAUUCUCUUGCUGAAGACAUUAAAAUUAUGCUUAAGAAAUUAAAUAUCUCUGGCCAGUGAUCGUUCUUUGAUGGUGAUUCUGCAUCGGACCAUUAUUCUAUACACAGCUGGUGGAAUUAGCAAGUUUAAAAUAUUGUCACUUGUCCCAUUAUUUAUAUUGUUAAUUUAUUCAAAUGUAUCCUAAUAGGGCAUUGGUAACCAUCUAACCCCGAUGGUGGAGUUUAAAAACUCCAUUGGCAGUGUAUUAGAUGGUUUCCCCUUCUGCAUAUUGUUGUCUGGAAGACUAAUAUAGCUCCUCCCAUUCCUUUGUUCCUCUUUGGCUUUGACCUAGCAUUACGUGUGUCAUUAUGAAGUCUGUAAUCUCCUAGGGUUUUUCAUAUGUCUUACUAUAAAUCAAAUUGCUUCUCUUCCCUCUACUCCUAUUGCAUUGAGGGAAAAAUGAUAGAGUCUGUAAUCAGAUUGUACCCAAUCUCCUAUAGUUCAUUUGCAUCCUUACUUUAAAUCAGUUGGUUUAAUGGAGAGUAAUUGAGAUUUGUUUGUUAAAAUCUUAUUAAUUAACAUGUAAAUUUUUGUGUAUAUGCAUAUAGAGAUUUAUGGAUUUACAUAUUGAGACAGUAGCUAUUUUGCGUAUUCUCACACUAAUAACUAGAUUUUUUUUCACUCAACUGUAUGAACACAGCAUCUUUCAGGUUGCUAAUUUAUUUUCAUCUCUUUCAUACUUGUGUUUACUCUCUCAGGAUCUCCAAAUUCUUAAUUCAUCCACUUGCAUUUUAUAGGUGUGUUGUUUCUUGACUAUAAACAUUCAUAUACUGUUAAUAGUCAUUGACUUCUUGCCCAUUUACAAAUCCUUUAGUUUGAAAGGUCUUCCAUCCAGCAAGGCAUGUGCUAAUGAGACUGAUUAGUCAAGCGUAAUAUAUGCUUUGCUAGUUUAAGCUGAGCAAUCUAUCUUCUGUUAUUGGGAGAAUUUUCUACAAAUCUGAUCUGAUAAUUGAUGAUUAAAAGUAUGGAUGUUGACAUUUGACUUGAAAUCAAGAUCUCAAGCAGCCUGUUGAAAUUAAGUUUAUCUAAUAAUUACUAGCUUUUAGUUUUAUUGCUGUUGAAUUUGGUAGUGAAAUUAAAUGCUCAUCAAAGCUACUUUGACAUCUUGUAGCUUCAUCAUGGCCGAGCUGCCUAGUUGUCCCUACAUUCUUUCACUUCAUAGUAAGUAAACUUUUCUUUUUGCUUCUCAAUUCCAAUAUCACAUAAAUUUAGCUGCUCAAUGUGAACAGGAAUGUGGAUGAAGCAGCAUUCCAUGCUGCAAGGAAAAUGGAAAAACGAGAAUGAAAAGCUGAAGAAGAAAACUCUAGAUUAGAAUCUUUUUAACAUAUAGAAAACUCAAAGCAUCUAUUCUGGUGAGGCACUUAUGGCUCAGAGAGAGUAGAUGGUGGUCUGUGAGUUCUUGACUUUAGAUUUAAUUCCAAGUUAGGCCUAACUCAUUAUCUGGUGCGGUGUCUCAGAUUGGAAAAACUGGUGCAUUUCCACUGACAUGAGAUAACCACUAGCCUAUAGAUUAGGUGAACUACACGUGGAAAACUACAGGGGUCAUUUUCAUGACUUUUUCAUACUUGGAACUUUGCUAGCUGAUGCGUUUUCUUACAUGCCAUCCAUUCCUUUGACUAGUCUAACUUGUGUGUUUGUAUGAUUAUCCCAUUCUCAGUUAAUAUCCCAAACAACUUGAUGUAAUGACUGAUUGCACGUUCGUCUGGGGUCGGAGUUAAAGCUACCCUGGACCUAUGAUGAUAAGCCAAGGAUGAACUUUGAAAAGGCAAAUCAAAAGUCAAGGUUCUCACAACUAAGUAGAGAGAUGGUUUUGACCGUUGUUAUCUGCAAUCAAGAAGCUGAGCAAGUUACCUAGUACAUGGAAAGUAAAGGAGGUUGAGGGCAAGAAAGCUUGAAUUGCCGGGUACUUUUGUUUUUCAUCAUACAUGACAUAAGAUUCAAAGCAUGAAUCCUAUUCUUUGCAUGACAACAAACUGAACGUAAAGCUCAUCAGGCCAAACAAAAGCAUCUUUGAAGGAUAAAUAUCAGCGUCUCAAUAAAAGUUUUGUCGAUAAUCAUAAACUUCUUUUCUCAUUCUUAUUGAUUCUUUAGCAUAUUCUCCCAGACCCCCAUCUCUCUACUUUUGUUUGUCUUAUUAAUCUUCCUUUUUGUCCAAAUUUGGCACCUUCCUAUUGAAGAUCAACUACCUUUUGGCUCAUUAUAUUAUGGAACCCUUGAAGUCGUCUCCCCAGAAAUAAGAAAAUCAUAUUUUUUUUCUUGUCAUUGUUCUUAGAAACCUGCCGUGCUAGUUUUGAUUGCCAAGAAAUCUCAAGGAAUAAUUAAUUGCCACAGUUUUAAACUUUUAAAAUCUUUUCUCAGGUCUUCCUUAGUAAUCAAACAAAACACAUAUAGUUUCAAACUUAACUCCCCGUAGAAUAUCAAUGCUGUUUUUUCCUAGUCCACAUAAGACGCUAUGGUUUGCUCCUUUUGACAUUAAAAUUUCAGCCCGUUUGCAUAGGAAAGCAAACUUCUCUUAGUCUACCUCAUUAAAAAAUGAGAUUGGAUCCUAAUGAAGGAAACUAAACUAGAUUAAUUGAGCACGUGAUCGAUUAAAAACCACGUAAUUUGUCGAGUUUUUCACGAAAAAGUUGUUUUAUGUGUUCUUAGUGAUGUUCUUUUUUGUGGUUGAAUUACCUAUGUGCUUAUAUAAUAUACACCCGUCAUUGUCCGGAAUGAAGGAGUCAUAACUUGCUAUAAGUAUGUCUGAUAAUUUAAACUAUGAUAUGAUUAUAUGAUUUAAAUAUGUACGAAAAUAGAACAUGAAAAUGA
This is a messenger RNA of Durio zibethinus, 6580 nucleotides long. NCBI's taxonomy places the organism in Eukaryota, Viridiplantae, Streptophyta, Magnoliopsida, Malvales, Malvaceae. The record is from RefSeq and is a predicted model, not a curated record.